UAAGGGCAACGUAAACGUAAUGGGUCACUGCUACCUUGUGAUUGGCUCGCUUUCUCCGUCGUACGGUCUCAGGUAACCACGGUAACGUUGCUGCACCAUGGAAGCUCCGGAGGCUGAGAUUAUUAUACCAGGCCGCAGCAGUUCUCCCAGCCCAGUGAUAACCCCAACACGGGAGGAAGACAGUGGAGGCCCCGGGGUGUGUUCAUUGUGCCUCUCCGGGCCCGGGAAAUACACGUGUCCGCGCUGCAAUGCCCCUUACUGCAGCCUGGCCUGUUACAAGGGGCCCCGGCACACGGCCUGCUCCGAGCUCUUCUACAGGGACUGUGUGCUGCAGACUCUGAGGGAGGACAAGGCCGGGGGUCAGGAGAGGCAACAGAUGGAGGAGAUGCUACUGAGACUGAGAGAGGAGGAGGAGGCUGGAGAGGAGGCAGCUGUUGGGGAGAUGAAUGGAGAGGAGGCUGAGCUGUGGAAUAGUCUCAGUGCCCAGGAGAAGGCUCAGUUCAUCAGGCUUGUAGACAGUGGGGACAUCGGGGCCUUGGUCCCUCAGUGGAAGCCUUGGUGGGACCCUGAGGGGAUCAGACAUGAGAAGAUCAUGGAGCUCCCGGAGGAGGACAAGUCCAGGAGAGAAAUGUCCAAUAAAGGCCCCGAAGACUCUCCUAUCCCUGAAAAUACCAAGGAAGCUGCGGGCCUGAGCGUCCGUGAGCAGACCUCCAUGGUGCCCCCGAUACUGAGCUCCAUCCCACCCCUCAGCUCCCUCAGCCGUAAUCCCUCCCCUCUAGUGAAGUACAGUGUGGUCAGUGUCAUUUACGGCUACGCCUUUUCCCUUCUGCGGCACAAUGGCGAUGUGAGCGACCCGGACAUCCUAUUACACUUCACAGAGACCUUGUUCGCUGUCUCUCCUGCUCUCAGUACCAAUGCUGUGUACAACUCCACGGCUCAUGCCUUAAGUAGUGCCAUCCGCGCCACCUCUGACACACAGCUAGGAGGCGAUAGAAGCCUAGCCUGUUCUGCCAUGGAGGCCACAUCUCAGAUUCUGCAUGGUGAUGAGUCCAAAACCUACUCUCUGGCUGCUCUCUCCCACUUAUUCCGUUUGCUGGGAAGAGUACGUAAACAGGUAGCUGGUGAUAAAGACAUUCGGAAAGGUGCCUUCAAUGCCAAGAAGAAAUGCUUGUUCCUGGCUGCAUGGGUGAAGGAGAAUGAGGACUGUUUGGUGGUGUUGUCUAAGGAGAUCAUGGCGGAGUACAGACAGUAUAUUGAUGAACUCAGUGGGGUGGCAGAAAUUUCUGAAGGACUGCAGAAGGUCUGGGGUGGGAAAAGGCCACAGGAGAAGAAGAAACUCAUACAAGAAGUUGAUCCUCCAACAGAUGAACUCUGAGUGUUCACAAAUAAAAUCUGAAUGGCGGAUUUUCAAAAUGGAACUGCCAUUAAUGACUGUUUUACAAAGGUGCAAGCUCUGGAGCCAUCAUCCUUGCUUCACUACAUAGGGGGAGAUUUAGGCCCCUUUCACACUGGGGUGGCGGUAUAGCGCGGCUAUUUUUA
Rana temporaria (common frog) is the source of this 1539-nucleotide messenger RNA. RefSeq names its product zinc finger HIT-type containing 2 (gene ZNHIT2). The record is from RefSeq and is a predicted model, not a curated record. The transcript has 2 exons. Lineage: Eukaryota; Metazoa; Chordata; Amphibia; Anura; Ranidae. The coding region runs from base 98 to 1375 and encodes 425 amino acids.